Molecule: messenger RNA, 1005 nt
Organism: Seminavis robusta
Lineage: Eukaryota; Bacillariophyta; Bacillariophyceae; Naviculales; Naviculaceae
Source: the annotation of a GenBank genome assembly
AUAGAUUUUGCCCACCAGGGUUAAAGAUAAGUAUCUUUUUGGCCAAAGAACCUUCCAAAAGUGCAAGAUUGGAAAUUGCAAGAGCGCUUUUCUCGUCGCCGUCGACAACUCGGAUCCGUCGAAGGACAUGUUCUUGCUUGGUUAGUUCCUUCCCUUGGUUGAGCUGACCCUUUCCCCUCUUGUUCCUCGAUCGUCUUGGUUCAUCUUAGUCUCCAAGUUCACUACAGGAGUUUAAUCUAUCAGCUGACCAUGGGACGCCAUUGUUCGCACUGUGGUGACUGGCUGGGCCGGCACGAUUUCAGCUACAACCAAUGGCGCAAGGGCGAUGGGUAUUCUCGUUGCAAUGACUGUGUCCAUGGCACAAUCUCCUAUCAAUGUCACACUUGCUCCCGCGUCUUUUGCACGCAGAAUGAGCUAGACAUGCACAUGCAGGUCCAUCGCCCGCGGGAUGUGGCGUGUCCCAUUUGCGGCGAACGACGUUUCCGAUCGGGUGCCAACGCGGUGCAGCAUGUGGAAAGUGGCUACUGCAGUGGCUGCCAGGGAGCCACCAAUGCUCGCAAUCAAAUUUAUGGAUACGCCCAGUCUCAGCGUGCCAUGCGGCCGUAUCUGGCAGACACGCCCAUGCUCACCAAUGGAGGCUAUGGGGAUGGUAUCACAACUCCGGAUUACCCCUAUCAGUGUGGACCCUGCAAUAAGUUCUUUCGACAAUUGAGUCAGCUUCUGCAGCACAAUGAUUCCAAACAUGGACAUCAACGCAUGUUGGGAUAUUAGCUAGCUAGCUAGAAUGCUACCUGGCUUGGCUUGCUAAUAGAGGCUCAUGCAAUCUACACUAUACUACAUGAACCACAAUCUACAAUCUUGGCUAGCUAGCAGGAGGCAGGAGGACAAAUAAGCGAUGGAUGAAGAAGAUUUGCCAUUACAAUCAGCACAAAAGGAGCAAAAGACAAAUCCCAAUAGACACAAUAAUUAGAAGGCAGAAACAAAUAAUAAACAGAGCUUUGAUUC